Messenger RNA from Phytophthora infestans T30-4, 555 nucleotides. RefSeq lists its product as uncharacterized. The coding region runs from base 1 to 555 and encodes 184 amino acids. NCBI's taxonomy places the organism in Eukaryota, Oomycota, Peronosporomycetes, Peronosporales, Peronosporaceae. The transcript has 3 exons. The record is from RefSeq and is a predicted model, not a curated record.
AUGAGUGCUAUUCCUGACUUCGGGGCUUCGAUUCCGAAAAAAUUCAAGUCUGCUUCGAUGGAACAAUCCUUGUAUGUGCAUUCUCCUCACGUAUUUGCUCAUCUAACUAUCAUUGCUCGUAAUCCCCAUCAGGAGCUUUAUGAGUAUCUCCGGGAAAAGUUGGAAGGAUUCAUCACAUUUGCUGACCCAGAUAGCCCUCCUAAAGUAGAUCAGGUGCGUCAUACUCCAUUAAGCUCUAACAAACCGGAGCUUGUUAUCAUCGAUGACUAUAGCAAUGAUAAACUACUUCAGAAGAAUAUCUUCUCUCAUUACUAUACACGCGGGCGACACUUUAAACUCUCAACCAUAUUCCUAAGCCACAGCUACUUUGCCACUGAUAAGAUGAUUCGGUUGAAUUCAGAGUACGUAGCGAUUCUAAAAGCGAAUUCGAAGCGUGAUUUACAGAUGGUUGUAAAGGAUUUUAACAUCAAAGGCGUUAAUGAACGAUCAAUCGUCUAUUGCUACAAUAAAGCCACGGAGCGCAAAGGACAGAUGCUGUUCGUGGAUUCACAAUAA